Messenger RNA from Corylus avellana, 1725 nucleotides. Its product is annotated as SKI/DACH domain protein. The record is from RefSeq and is a predicted model, not a curated record. Lineage: Eukaryota; Viridiplantae; Streptophyta; Magnoliopsida; Fagales; Betulaceae. Gene Ontology annotation, biological process: auxin-activated signaling pathway.
GCAAUUAAUCGGCGUUUAAUCCACAGAUUCCGUUAACACCAGAUUCUUAAUAUAAGACCGUCUAACAGAAACAAACACCCAGAACCUCUCUCUCUCUCUCUCAAUCAUCUUCUACAAUCGGCGUGGCUUUUUGCUUUCAUUGCUCUCUUUCUAUCUUUCUCUCUCUCUCUCUGUCAAAGACAUCAAGCACCCAUCAAUGCCCAUGCUUGCUUUCUCUCCUCCUCAUUUGCCCCCUCUGACACUGUGAAGGAGCAAACAGAAAAACAGAGAGAAACAGAGAAAGAGAAAAGAUCUCCCCCUGUCUUUCAAAUGUCUUACUUCUUUCACAUACAGUCAAUCAUGGUUGCCUCCAUUAACGCAUCUCUCUCUCUGGAGCAGGCGACAAAUAGAAAUAAUUGAUAUCUUUUUUCCUGUUUCCUCGACCCCUCCAGUGCCCUCUCUGCCAUUUGUAUAUAUAAAAGAAGGGAAGGCAUAUGGAUAGGUGGGAUAAACCGGCGCGGGAAGAUCGGCACGGGCGCCGGAGAGAGAACCCGUCUUUCUCUUCCACUCUUCUCGACGCUAUUUACCGGUCCAUCGACGAAGGCCACGGCGAGGAAAGAGAAGAGGAGCUUGUGCUCUACAGAGAAAGUAGCGUGAGGAAGAAACAGAGCAGCGGCCUAAAGGAGCAAGAGGAGGAAAUGGCGAGCUUCCGGCGAGCGUGCAUGAUCGAGAAGUGGAUGGACAAGAAAGUGAACGACAAGGUCGUAGUCCGGCGGAGCUCCGCGGCUGAUUUCGAUAGAAAAUCGCGAAACGACCGCGGUUUUGAUCAUCUGUUGCAGAAAUAUUCGAGCUCGAGCUCGUCGGAGUCGAGUUCCGGAGGUGGGUUCUCGUCGUCCGAGUCGUCUGAAUCUGUUUACACGUUGAAAUCAAGGUCUUCGUGUUACGGUAUGCAGCGGCCGAAGCCUAUUCGGACCAGCUUUUCUGGCCAGAAUCCUCAACCGGAGAAGCCAAAGCACGAGAACAGUUUCGUGAAGACCAAAUCCAGGGCCUUGAAAAUCUACGGCGAUCUGAAGAAGGUGAAGCAGCCGAUAUCGCCGGGCGGACGCCUCGCAAGCUUUCUCAACUCCCUUUUCACUGCAGGAAGCCCGAAGAAGGCAAAGACGACGUCGUCGUCGUCGUCGUCCGACGAAACCGGCUCGGAGAGAAAAUCCUCCAAGUCAACCGCCACGUCUACAUGCACUUCCGCUUCCUCGUUUUCACGGUCUUGUCUGAGCAACACCCCUUCUUCGCGAGGGAAAUUCAGCAAUGGCGGCGGCGUGAAAAGGUCGGUGAGGUUUUGCCCGCGGGUUAGCGUGAUUGUGGACGAGGAUUGUCGGCCGAAAGACGCGGAGAUAAAAUGUUAUGUAAUGGGAGGGAAUUAUCGGGUCGACGAAGUUACCAAAGAUUUGUUCAGAAAUUAUCAGAAAGAGAUCAUCAAGGAAGACUUGGACAUGAAAGAUGUUCUUGAAGAUGAAGAUGAUGACGAUGACGAUGACGCAGGCAGUUGUUCAAGCUCCGAUCUGUUCGAAUUGGAUAAUCUUUCGGCCGUCGGGAUCGAGAGGUACCGCCAAGAAUUGCCCGUCUAUGAGACCACACACUUCGACACUAAUCGAGCCAUUGCAAAUGGCUUAAUUCUGUAAUUUCCAAAUAACUUGGAAGUUUUCUUUGUUUAGCCUUUUUUUUUUUUUUUCCUUUUUUUUUUUCAAU